Messenger RNA from Doryrhamphus excisus (bluestripe pipefish), 1773 nucleotides. RefSeq names its product glycine cleavage system H protein, mitochondrial. Gene Ontology annotation, biological process: protein lipoylation; glycine decarboxylation via glycine cleavage system. Lineage: Eukaryota; Metazoa; Chordata; Actinopteri; Syngnathiformes; Syngnathidae. The record is from RefSeq and is a predicted model, not a curated record. Gene Ontology annotation, cellular component: glycine cleavage complex; mitochondrion; cytoplasm.
CCGGCAGGGAGGUAGAUGAUGCGCGUUCCCGCGGUCAAGUGUAUGCGCAGUGCGAAAGAGGAACCGCACACUGAAGUGAAGAUGGCGAUGAGAGCAGCGUUACGGUGCUUGUCUGUGAACUUGCCCUCCGGACUCUGUCAGCUUUCACCGACAGCAGCUCAUCCGGUCACACGUCUGCUAUGGUCGAAGAGCUGUCUGCGGUUGCUGGGCACCACUGCGGCCCGGUCCACAGCUUUGAAGUUCACAGAUAAGCAUGAGUGGGUGCGAGUAGAAGGUGACAUUGGCACCGUUGGUAUCAGCAACUACGCUCAGGAAGCUUUGGGCGACGUUGUGUACUGUGGGCUUCCUGAAGUUGGCCAAUCCUUUGCUCAAAUGGAUGAGUUUGGUGCCCUGGAAAGUGUGAAGGCCGCCAGUGAGUUGUACUCGCCACUGACUGGGGAAGUGAAGGAAAUUAACACAAAGCUGGCAGACAAUCCUGGACUGGUGAAUAAAGCCUGUUAUUCAGAUGGGUGGCUCAUCAAGAUGACGAUCCAACAGCCAGACGAGCUGGAAGGCCUCAUGGACCAAGCUGCAUAUGAUAAAUUUGUCAAAUCGCUUGAAGAUUAAAAAAAAAAGUUGCUAUGCUUUUUUUGUACUGCCACGUCAAAGAUCAUUAGGCAGGGAUACUAACAGCCCUCAUCAUCUCUGCUAUUUAUUUUCAUACUGAAACAGUGCCAUGGGAUUAAUUGGAGUCUGGUCAUAGCUUCUGUUAGCUACUAAAACCUUACAAGGGCUCUUAGUAAUGUUGGGUCUUGCUCUUGGUGCUCCGCUCCAUUUUAAAUGUGCACAAAUGUGAUGGAAGACUAGACAGUAAUUGUCACCUUGAUAAAAUUAAAAAAAUCCUUAUGUUUGAUAUAACAAGUCUGAUUUUUAUUCAUUUUUUUAGCAUGCCAUACUUCAACACGUCUAACGCGUCACUACAGGUAAAAAAAGCGGACCUGUGCAUUGUUUUUGCUGAUGAUGGUCUUCAUCCGUGCACCUGACCGAGCUGCCACUUGUUGCUUAUAGUCCGCACUCCUUGACCUUUGCCCUCAGGUGCAGAUAGGAACGCAGUGUCGAGGCCAGGUCAUCAAUGAUUAAUGAAGCUGUGCUUUUCAAAUCACUGAAUAAAGACAAACGUGUGCUCUCACACCUCUUCUUGUUUAAUAGGAGAUACAACUUUUGUCUGACCAAACACUAUGAUUUUAAAUAUGGUGUUUUAGAAAUGCUAAUAAUAUAUAAUCUUUAAUGCUGAUGUGCCCUAUUUUAAGAAAAAUAAUCUGGAUAAUCUAUGAUUUUAUAAUCUACAUGGGAUUUUGUAAUGACUACCAUGAGUACGUUCUGUAAAUAUCACAUUUUGUACCUACAGUAAAUGAGAUGGAAAACGGCUGUCUGUUUUAAUACAUUGCAGGGCACUGUUCCUGCGCCUGCUAGUCUGGUGCGGUAAUCCCUCCUUUAUUAUCUGCAUUGAGUGACCCUGAAUGGAGAUCAGUCCACAUGGGUACCAGCAUUUUCUUCAGUCCAGCUGCAUCACCAGCUUUGUGAACCUGUAGUCAUAUAAAGUGUAGAAUGUCCCCAUCUAGUGGCUACAGGGAGAAAAACAAGAUGCUGGUAAGUAACAAUAAUAGUAAUUCAUAGCAAUUUACAACAUUGUUAUGUUAAAUAUGGUUAAAGGAUCAUCUGUUGUAGUUGCUGUGUAAAGAUCAGAUCUGAUCUUUCUGCUGGUGCUUUGUUUAUAUGUAUUCACAUGUUGUA